Juglans microcarpa x Juglans regia is the source of this 1074-nucleotide messenger RNA. RefSeq lists its product as uncharacterized. The record is from RefSeq and is a predicted model, not a curated record. Lineage: Eukaryota; Viridiplantae; Streptophyta; Magnoliopsida; Fagales; Juglandaceae. Bases 1 to 1074 code for a protein of 357 amino acids. The transcript is spliced from 2 exons.
AUGACCGAGAUAGCCAAAAGGACGCCCUCCACCUUAAGAGAAUUUUUGGACAGGGCAAACGAUUUUGUCAAUGCAGAAAACACACUACAAGCUUUCCUAGAACCGAGGAAACAGGAGAUGAAGUCCGAGGAUAAGAACCAGAGUAGCUCCAAAGACAAAGAUAAGAGAACACAUGAAUGGAACCAUCGAGAUGAGAGGUGUGAACGAUAUGCCAACCAACAAGAUCAAGGGUGCCAUAUGAUCCAUAACAACCACAAUGUUCAGGAAAGCAGCCAUAUGUCUAAGGAAGAGGGCUGCCCCCCAUGCGAGAACCCGCGCUAUUGUAGGUAUCACCAAACUAGCUCCCACGGGACUAAAGAUUGCUUUACUUUGAAAAGGCGAAUCAAUGAGAUGACAGGUAGUGGAGAGCUAGAAAAAAUGCUAGCUGACUACAUUAAACCACAAACGAGGGAGGGAUGUCAGCAAGAAUGGAAAAUAAGUAGGAGCCUUAAGUGCCAUAAGCCAGAAAGGGAAUGGAGAAACCACUGCCCCCGCCCAAGGCAAGACCAGGAACAAGCUUCGCUUGGUAAAAAUCGUACAAUAGCAGGCAGUUUCGCAGGAGGCAGCACCACAUUCUCAAGUAGGAGAGCCCACGCCCGCAGGGCCAGAUACCAUGAAGUGUACACAUCAGAUAGGCCACACAAGUAUCCCAGGCUGGGGAAGACCCCAAGCAUUUCAUUUGUCGACAAGGAUUGUGAGGGAAUCUUGUAUCCCCACGAAGACGCUUUGGUUAUGCCCAUCACCUACUCCACUAAAAGGAUUCUGGGGAGAAGCCGUCCAGCCCAUGGGCGCCAUCACGCUCCCAGUCAUUUAGGCCAGGGCAACUACGCAACCACAACAAUGACAGACUUCCUUGUGGUAAAGGCUCUGUCUUCCUACAACGCUAUACUAGGGAGACCUACCCUCAAUGACUUGAAGGUGGUAACUUCCACUUACUACCUCAAGAUGAAAUUUUCAACAGAAGUGGGAGUCGGUGAAGUUCAGGGUGAGCAAAUAUUGGCGCAGGAGUGUUAUGUCCAAGAGUUGAAAGCAUGA